UCGGAUGUCGGGAGAAUAAAUGGGGUGGCAGAGGAUAGAGUUGCGAGUCAUCAUGCGACAGACAGCCAAGUAACACGAGUCAUGUAGUCCUCUGAGGGUGCCAUCGUGAUUGGUGGAAAAUCUCCAAAAGAAUACAUCGUGUAAGGUCCAAGGUGUGGAAACGAAGCCAUCUUGUUUUGCAGCCUUCAUUUCACCUACCCGCCCUUUGGUUUACACUUGCAGCUCGUUUUCUUGGAUUUUUUGUCAGUCUGGGGCGAUGGGUGGAAAUACAUCUAGCAAUGCAUCUAGCACACAGCGUGCGGCGAUGGGUGGAAAUACAUCUAGCACACAGCGUGGGGCGAUGGGUGGAAAUGCAUCUAGAAGUAGGGUAGAACUUGUUCAGGCUGGGGUAAAAGAUGGGCAUGUUGUCCAGCUGAAAAGAUGUAGCACACCUUUUCCCCGUGGGAGUCAUGGUAUAUGGACAGGACGCAUUUACCAAAUUGUUGAAGCUGAUGAAGUGCUGUACGCAUCCAGAGAAGUUCCACCAGAGCUGAUACCACAACUUGGAUCAGGCAACAUUAGUUUUUCAGGUGUUUAUGCCACGAUCACAUUCAACAGGAACGAUGGGAACCUGAGCGAUCACUUUCUUGGAUAUCCAUAAAUAUUCCAUAACAAUGAUGGGGAUAUUAAAGAAUACUUGACUUAAUAUCACAUCUGAGAUGAAACUGAAGCAAAAAAGAAAUAUCAAC
Messenger RNA from Pomacea canaliculata, 728 nucleotides. RefSeq lists its product as uncharacterized. The transcript has 7 exons. Lineage: Eukaryota; Metazoa; Mollusca; Gastropoda; Architaenioglossa; Ampullariidae. The record is from RefSeq and is a predicted model, not a curated record. The coding region runs from base 257 to 640 and encodes 127 amino acids.